This is a messenger RNA of Talaromyces proteolyticus, 1038 nucleotides long. Its product is annotated as aquaporin-like protein. Gene Ontology annotation, molecular function: water channel activity. Gene Ontology annotation, cellular component: plasma membrane. The transcript has 4 exons. Lineage: Eukaryota; Fungi; Ascomycota; Eurotiomycetes; Eurotiales; Trichocomaceae. Gene Ontology annotation, biological process: transmembrane transport. The record is from RefSeq and is a predicted model, not a curated record. The coding region runs from base 10 to 1038 and encodes 342 amino acids.
ACCAUUAAUAUGCCGUCCUUUAGAUCCCACAAAGCUCGCCAAAAUGGCGGCUUGGCCCCGAUUUCUCAAAGCCGAGGAGCCAUGCAGCUACCCAUGCUCAAUCUCGCCGAUACCUCACGCAACAAUGCUGUUGCUGCCCUUGGAGAAUUCGUGGGAACUUUUCUAUUCCUCUUCUGGUCUUUCGCAGGAACCCAGAUCUCCAAUACCCCUAUGCCCCCGGCUGGAUCAAACCCCAACCCGUCUGCUUUGUUGUAUGCAUCUCUCGCUUUCGGGUUCUCGUUGACAGUCAACGUAUGGGCCUUUUAUCGCAUUACAGGAGGGCUUUUCAAUCCUUCGGUUACAAUGGCACUGUUUCUUGUUGGCGGACUUCCAGCGAUUCGCAGCGUUAUACUCGUUGUUGCUCAGAUUCUAGGAGGUAUCUGUGCAGCAGCUGUAGUAUCAGCUCUGUUUCCAGGCGCUCUUAAUGUCGAAACUACUCUAGGUGGAGGUGCCAAUGUCGCCCAAGGGCUUUUCAUAGAGAUGUUCCUCACCAGUCAACUGAUCUUUGUGAUUAUCAUGCUGGCUGUCGUCAAGCACAAGUCCACUUUUCUGGCCCCUGUUGGAAUUGGUCUCACCUUUUUCCUGACUGAGCUUUGCGGAAUAUAUUACACUGGCGGCUCACUCAAUUUUGCACGGUCCCUUGGCCCUGCUAUCGUCAACCAUCACUUCCCACACUAUUUCUGGAUCUACUUCCUCGGCCCUCUCUUGGGUUCAGGUCUUGCCUCUGGUUUCUACGCACUCCUUAAUAUGAUGCGGUACCAAACCGUUAAUCCUGGGCAAGAUUGCGAUAGCUCUGAGACGGCGACUCUCAUGACCACCCAGUCUCUGUCUAACCACAGCGCUGCCACUGGUGGUGCAGGAUAUCCCUCGACAGCGACACCGAAGCAUCAGAGGAAUGAGUCGGAAGCUACUGCAGCGAGUCCCACGUACAAUUAUACGAAUGCUCAGCACGGUCAAUCGGAUUCCGUUUAUGAGAAACAGGGUGAGAAUGCAGUGUAG